GCUAAUCAGCUAGGCUUUUGCUAGCUUUUCAACUCACACAUGAAAAACACCAAUAAAAAAACAAUAGCCUAAAAAUUGGUAUUCAAAAUUAGCUUAGUUUGCACUUAGGUUAACCCCUUUUUUGAUCCAUCCCCGGUUUUCCGGUCAUGAAGAAGCAAACCAAUGCCUUGAGGAAUCUCCGCCAGAAGCAGGGUGGCACCAACGACACCAGCGAAGAUGAUUUGGUCUGCAUUAAGUUUAUAGCCACUCCCCCGAUACGGAAGCGGAACAAGAAUAAUCCACCAACGGGGAUAUUAUAUAGUACGGAUUGGUCCAAGACGGCGCUGGUUAGUAACUUUAAAAAGCGAGGAUGGCAGCAGGUUUCACCCUUUGGCGGCGAAUGGAACUUUUACUGGGCUGGCACACACAAUUGUCGCUAUAUCUUUGGCAUCGAUCAUCCCUAUCGCAUGCGAUCGGAUCAAAUCAUCAAUCACUUCCCCAACUCCGUUGAGCUCUCCCGUAAGGAUCUGCUGAUUAAGAACAUCAAACGAUAUCGCAAGGAUCUGGAGCGUAAGGGGGAUCCCCUGGCACAGACUCUGCCACCGGACACUAAGCUGGGUAUUGGUGGCACAAGGUAUAAAUAUUUGGACAUUAUACCCAUGACCUUUGUCCUGCCCGCCGAUUAUCAGCUUUUUGUGGAGGAAUUCAAUCACAGUCCGGCCAGCACUUGGAUUGUGAAACCGUGCAGCAAAUCCCAGGGCGUGGGCAUCUAUUUGAUUAACAAAUUGUCCAAGUUGAAGAAGUACGCCACCGAUUCUCGGUCCUUCUGUCCGCAGCUGAGCCGUGGCACUUGCGUUGUCGUCUCCAAAUAUAUCCCAAAUCCUUUGCUAAUAUGCGGCAAAAAGUUUGAUCUGCGACUCUAUGUCCUGGUGACCGCAUUCUGUCCACUGAAGGCGUACCUCUAUAACGAAGGCUUCUGUCGCUUUUGCACCGAGAAAUAUGACCAAACCGAAAUUGAUAAUGUCUUUAUGCAUCUCACAAAUGUCAGCAUACAGAAAACUAAUCAAGAGUACAACUCCACACAUGGCGGCAAGUGGCCUCUGCAGAACCUCUGGCUCUAUUUGGACAGCCUUCGUGGCGAGGGCAUCUCCCAAGGUCUGUGGCAACGCAUCUCCGAGACCAUCCGCCUUUCCCUGGAUGCAGUGACUCCGGUUAUGGCCAACGAUAGGCAUUGCUUUGAGGUAUAUGGCUACGAUAUCAUCAUUGAUGAUAACAUGAAACCCUGGCUAAUUGAGGUCAAUACAUCGCCAUCGAUGCACUCGACCACUGCCAAUGAUCGGAUGCUCAAGACGCGGUUAAUAGACAAUGUCCUGGACGUUGUCCUACCGCCCAAUACAUUGCCAGACGAACACUGGAGCAAGACACCGGAUCCGGAGCUCCUUAAGAACUUCACCGUACUGCAGCCCAUUCCAGAGGUCAAGAAGGAACCGGUGGCGGUGGUUAAGCCACCCAAGAAGCGUCUACUCCGCAGGAAGAAACCCGCCGCCAAGAAGACGCAAGAGGAGGCCUCAUCCUCGAGUGUUGUCAAAAAGGCAAAAGUGAAGUAGGUAAUGGACACACUGGAUGUGCUUAUUGUGUGUUUAAAUGGAAAUGUUUAGCUUUUAAUUCGCACAAAUUAUUACUCUAAGGGAUUAUACAAAAUUAUAGUAUAUCUUUAUAUAUA
This is a messenger RNA of Drosophila serrata, 1702 nucleotides long. RefSeq names its product Tubulin tyrosine ligase-like 1A (gene TTLL1A). Gene Ontology annotation, molecular function: ATP binding; tubulin binding; tubulin-glutamic acid ligase activity. The record is from RefSeq and is a predicted model, not a curated record. Gene Ontology annotation, biological process: microtubule cytoskeleton organization; protein polyglutamylation. Gene Ontology annotation, cellular component: ciliary basal body. NCBI's taxonomy places the organism in Eukaryota, Metazoa, Arthropoda, Insecta, Diptera, Drosophilidae.